Asparagus officinalis (garden asparagus) is the source of this 1200-nucleotide messenger RNA. Its product is annotated as alpha carbonic anhydrase 1, chloroplastic-like. The record is from RefSeq and is a predicted model, not a curated record. Bases 123 to 956 code for a protein of 277 amino acids. The transcript is spliced from 6 exons. Lineage: Eukaryota; Viridiplantae; Streptophyta; Magnoliopsida; Asparagales; Asparagaceae. Gene Ontology annotation, molecular function: zinc ion binding; carbonate dehydratase activity.
AUGCAUGAACAAGAAACCAUCACCACAAGUUCUCAAACUUCCUACAUAUAUAUUUAUGCCCACGCCGAUUCCCCUCUUAAAGCAAUCUCUUCCUUUCACCGCCACAACUACGCACAGAUAAGAUGGAGAUCAGUGCUCGGAUCAUCCUCGCUCUGGGACUAGCAUCCCUCUUUGUUUCCUCGACGACCGUCGCCGCUGCAGCUGAUGCGGUUUUUGGAUAUGGGAACGGGCCUAAUGGGCCUCAGCACUGGGGUAGUUUGAACCCGCAGUGGCGCCUCUGCAAUGGUGGGGGGCGGCAGUCUCCGAUCAACAUUGCCAAGGAAAAUAUCACGGACCGUCCUAAGCCGGAGACGCUGGCUAGAGAUUAUGCGGACGCGAAAGCUACACUUGUCAACAACGGCUACAAUAUUAUGGUGAGGUAUGAUGAGGGGGUCGGCACUGCUUUCAUUGAGGAGAAGAACUAUUCACUUCAGCAAGUGCAUUGGCACAUGCCCUCUGAGCACACUUUGAACGGUGAAAGGUACGAUGCUGAGCUCCACAUGGUUCACAAAAAGGAUAACUUUUAUGCCGUGGUUGCUAUCCUCUAUAAAAUCGGACAUCCCGAUACAUUUCUUAACCAGCUAAUGGAUGGUUUGGAGAAACUAGCAAAGGAAAAAUGCAGCGAUAAUCAAGAGGCGAGUGUCCCAGUGGGGGUAAUAGACAACAAGUCAUUGAGGCGCUCCACCAAAAAAUACUAUCGAUACGAGGGAUCCCUCACGGCGCCACCCUGCAACGAAGGUGUCAUCUGGAGUAUCCUCGGCAAGGUUAGAGAAAUGUCACCGGCUCAGGCUGCCGCUCUCAGAGCACCUCUUGCUGAAGCGUACCGUAACAACUCAAGACCGAUACAGCCGUCGAACGGGAGAAGCGUGUGGAUGGUAGACGAAGGGAAGAACAAGGAAGACGGCCCGGACGCUUAGAACCGCAAUGUGUAACAAACGCCACUAUUUGCUCGUCAAUUGAAGGGAGAUUCGUCUCAUGAGCUCGUGACAUUUUUAUUUUAUUAUGUCAUGAAGAUAUAUUAAUUUGUAAUAAGGCCUCCUACAAGGAGCCAUCUCGUUUGUCUUUGUAUGGGCUUGAGAAUUUACUUAUUUUUCUUUAUGUACAUGUUAGGGGUGUAACAUGAGGUUAAUGUCACAUUAUUCAUCGAUUAAAUUCUACUAA